Haliotis rufescens (red abalone) is the source of this 1060-nucleotide messenger RNA. RefSeq names its product BTB/POZ domain-containing protein KCTD1-like. Gene Ontology annotation, molecular function: protein binding. NCBI's taxonomy places the organism in Eukaryota, Metazoa, Mollusca, Gastropoda, Lepetellida, Haliotidae. Bases 249 to 1001 code for a protein of 250 amino acids. The record is from RefSeq and is a predicted model, not a curated record. Gene Ontology annotation, biological process: protein homooligomerization. The transcript has 2 exons.
CGCCAUCUACUUCCGUAAUUUGGCAACACGUUGAGAAAAAUCAAAACGUCAGUCAAGGAAUGAAUGGUCGAGUUGUGUAUGCUGUACGUACUUGGUGAAUAUGUGUAGAAAAUGUUUACUUGAGUGUGCCAACUUCUAGGAGCAAGUUUAUUGGGGCGGUGGUACACAGGACCAUGAUGUCACCAGCUCUGUUCCCUGACGCAACAGUGGGAGAUUUCCAAGUGAACGUAUUGUGAUAAUUUGACUUCAUGAUGAUGAUGUGUGAUUCUGUGAUAACCCUGAACGUAGGGGGCGUCCUCUACACCACGACCAAAUCAACGCUCAGUAAAUACCCCGACUCCAUGCUCGGAGCCAUGAUCAGUGGAAAGUUCCCAAUGACUAAAGACCAGCAUGGACAUUUGUUUAUUGACAGAGAUGGGCAGAUAUUUCGACAUAUAUUAAACUUUUUACGAUCUACACGAUUAGCAUUACCGACUCAAUUUUCCGAUUAUGACCUGCUUCUGGUUGAGGCUGACUUUUAUCAAAUAAGUCCGUUGAUUGACGCAAUAAACCAUGCUCUUGAAGACAAGUCUGAUAAACUAGAGUCCCAUUAUUUAGAAAUAAUUGAAAUGAGGACUGGACUGUCUGCGACAAUGCCAACAAACAAUUCUCGCAUUAAGACAGUGCUGUCUGGACGAAAGGACGUUAUUCUCACCCUCCCAGAACAGCUGAUUGGUGACGAGGCCAAAGAAAAGCUGCGAGAAAAAAACGGAAAUGAAUUUAUCGAAGUUGAACUUAAUUCAUCUAGUGUGAGGUUACGGUUCUGUGAAGUUUUAAAAAAUCGAGGCUGGGUGUUGAUUAACUCAGAUCUGUCCUCGUCCUCGGGGAUUUCCAGCUCCGUACAAGGCAAGCUUCAUCAUGAACAUAGUUACCGAGACCGAUGGAGGAUAGAUGUGUCACAGAGGACGUUGACCCCGGCGGUCAGUAAUGGGGACAUGAUUGAAGAAGAUCUGGAAAACUAGCCAACACCUUAAGUGCACUUGUUUUCAAGACUUUUGACAAUAAAGUUUUAUGAAUUUUU